Aphanomyces invadans is the source of this 469-nucleotide messenger RNA. Its product is annotated as U6 snRNA-associated Sm-like protein LSm3. Gene Ontology annotation, cellular component: precatalytic spliceosome; P-body; Lsm1-7-Pat1 complex. The transcript has a single exon. The record is from RefSeq and is a predicted model, not a curated record. Gene Ontology annotation, biological process: mRNA splicing, via spliceosome; P-body assembly. The coding region runs from base 50 to 337 and encodes 95 amino acids. Gene Ontology annotation, molecular function: RNA binding. Lineage: Eukaryota; Oomycota; Saprolegniomycetes; Saprolegniales; Verrucalvaceae.
AGGAGCCCCAAUUUUUCAGCGCCUCCACCUAACUCCGCUGGCGAGCACCAUGGCGACAAUCACGGAACCGUUGGACUUGAUCAAGCUGAGUCUGGAUGAAGUCAUUUACGUCAAGUGUCGAGGCGACCGAGAGCUGCGGGGAAAGCUGCAGGCAUACGACCAGCAUUUGAACAUGGUGCUGAGUGACGUUGAAGAGACUGUGACGAGUGUCGAAAUUGACGAGGAAACGUACGAAGAGAUCGUGAAUCAGGCGAAGCGUCAAGUCGAGAUGCUGUUUGUGCGUGGGGACGUCAUCAUCCUUGUUGCGCCGCCUUUGCGAACGGCCUCCACCAAAUAGACUCGACGCUCUAUUACGCUUGACUUGUCCGCCUAUGUUGCCGCCUGCCAUUCAGCUUGUCCACAUCUUGAUGAUAGCUUGUCGUUUGCCACGAUGCAAAAUGCACGUUCUCCGCUACAGGAUUGCGUCGAU